GGGAUGAAGAAAGAAGAGCUCCCAGGGCCUUGGCUGGGCACCAUCGCAGGGCACUGACCCCUGGCAGAUCCCUCUCCUCCUUGCCGCAGGUCCUUAGGAACCAGCCUUGGAGCGGGGGUUCAACCCCCAGACCUCCAGAAAUGACGUCAGAAUCCUUUGCAUCCCGCUGCCUCUACCUGCCCUGUCCGGCUGGGACCCUGCCUCGCCGGCCCCAUGGCCAGAGGGUUGGAGGGGCGCUGCCCGGUGACCUACACAGACUGAGACAGGAUCAGGAUCGCCAUGAAUGGAGACCUCUGGAAAAGCUCUGGAGCCGAGGCCCAGGGGGCCCACCGGAGGCCCACGGGGAGACCCUGGGAGGGGGCUGAACCACAGCCUCCCCACAGCCCCCCAAAGCCCAGGUUUUGGAAGGGAGCUGGGGGCUUCCCAUCUCCUUUUGCAGGGGAGGGCUGUCAGUUGGCGGAGUGCGUACUGGGGGCACCUCAGCCCCCGCCGGCUAGCCCCACAUCACCACCACCACCACCCCCCCCCCAGCAGCACCACCACCACCACCACCACACACACAAAAAAAUUGGAUACAUUUUGAAUAAAGCGAUUCGGUUCCUUAUCCGGGGACUGGGUUGCUCCGUGUGAUUGGCCGGCGGAGUCACAUGGUGAAAGUAACUUUACAGGGUCGCUAGCUAGUAGGAGGGCUUUAUGGAGCAGAAAAACGACAAAGCGAGAAAAAUUAUUUUCCACUCCAGAAAUUAAUGAUCAUGAGCUCGUAUUUGAUGGACUCUAACUACAUCGAUCCGAAAUUUCCUCCAUGCGAAGAAUAUUCGCAAAAUAGCUACAUCCCUGAACACAGUCCGGAAUAUUACGGCCGGACCAGGGAAUCGGGAUUCCAGCAUCACCACCAGGAGCUGUACCCACCACCGCCUCCGCGCCCUAGCUACCCCGAGCGCCAGUAUAGCUGCACCAGUCUCCAGGGGCCGGGCAAUUCGCGAGGCCACGGGCCGGCCCAGGCGGGCCACCACCACCCUGAGAAAUCACAGCCGCUCUGCGAGCCGGCGCCUCUCUCAGGCGCCUCCGCCUCCCCGUCCCCAGCCCCGCCAGCCUGCAGCCAGCCAGCCCCUGACCAUCCCUCCAGCGCCGCCAGCAAGCAACCCAUAGUCUACCCAUGGAUGAAAAAAAUCCACGUUAGCACGGUGAACCCCAAUUAUAACGGAGGGGAACCCAAGCGCUCGAGGACAGCCUACACCCGGCAGCAAGUCCUGGAAUUAGAGAAAGAGUUUCAUUACAAUCGCUACCUGACCCGAAGGAGAAGGAUCGAGAUCGCCCACUCGCUGUGCCUCUCUGAGAGGCAGAUCAAAAUCUGGUUCCAAAACCGUCGCAUGAAAUGGAAGAAGGACCACCGACUCCCCAACACCAAAGUCAGGUCAGCGCCCCCGGCCGGCGCUGCGCCCAGCACCCUCUCGGCAGCCACCCCGGGCACUUCUGAAGACCACUCCCAGAGCGCCACGCCGCCAGAGCAACGGGCAGAGGACAUUACCAGGUUAUAAAACAUAACUCACACCCUGCCCCCACCCCGUGCCCCCGUCCUCCCCUCACACACAAAUUGACUCUUAUUUAUAGAAUUUAAUAUAUAUAUAUUUUUUGGUUCUUUUCUCUCUUCCUCCCACCUUGUCCCUUGUCAAUUCCAAACUGACAAAACAGAUAAACAAGCCCUCUGCCCUUGUCUCCCUUCCACUGUUAAGGACCCUUUUAAGCAUGUGAUGUUGUCUUAGCAUGGUACCUGCUGGGGUUUUUGUUGUUGUUGUUGUUGUUGUUUUUAUUUUUUUAAGGUCAUUUUGGGGGGUUAUUUAUUUUUUAAGAAAAAAGCUGCAAAAAUUAUAUAUUGUAAGGUGCGAUGGUCUGGUUUGGGUGAAUUUCAGGGGAAAUGAGGAAAAGAAAAAAGGAAAGAGAUUUUUAAGCCAAUUCUCCUCCUUCUCCUCCUCCUCCUCCUCCCCCCCCCCCCCUUUCCUUAGGCCUUUUGCAUUGAAAAUGCACCAGGGGAGGUUAGUGAGGGGGAAGUCAUUUUAAGGAGAACAAAGCUAUGAAGUUCUUUUGUAGUAUUGUUGGGGGGGCUGAGAGGAGAGGGGGGACGACAGCAGACAAAGCUAAAUGCAUCUGAAGAGCCUCUCAGAGCUGUUCAGUUUGAGGAGCCAAAAGAAAAUAAAAAUGAACUUUCAGUUCAGAGAGGCAGUCUAUAGGUAGAACCCCCCCCCCCCACCCCACCAUCGUGGUUAUUGUGUUUUUGGACUGAAUUUACUUGAUUAUUGUAAAACUUGCAAUAAAGAAUUUUAGUGUCGAUGUGAAAUGCCCCGUGAUCAAUAAUAAACCAGUGGA
This is a messenger RNA of Zalophus californianus (California sea lion), 2364 nucleotides long. RefSeq names its product homeobox C4 (gene HOXC4). The record is from RefSeq and is a predicted model, not a curated record. Gene Ontology annotation, cellular component: nucleus. NCBI's taxonomy places the organism in Eukaryota, Metazoa, Chordata, Mammalia, Carnivora, Otariidae. The transcript is spliced from 4 exons. Gene Ontology annotation, biological process: embryonic skeletal system morphogenesis; anterior/posterior pattern specification; regulation of transcription by RNA polymerase II. Gene Ontology annotation, molecular function: RNA polymerase II cis-regulatory region sequence-specific DNA binding; DNA-binding transcription factor activity, RNA polymerase II-specific. The coding region runs from base 747 to 1538 and encodes 263 amino acids.